This is a messenger RNA of Myotis lucifugus (little brown bat), 2186 nucleotides long. Its product is annotated as zinc finger protein 883-like. The coding region runs from base 114 to 2036 and encodes 640 amino acids. The record is from RefSeq and is a predicted model, not a curated record. The transcript has 2 exons. Lineage: Eukaryota; Metazoa; Chordata; Mammalia; Chiroptera; Vespertilionidae. Gene Ontology annotation, biological process: regulation of DNA-templated transcription.
GGUAACUGAGCUCCAGCUGCUCUUCUUCCCCAAGAAGAUCCACGAGACACUCCUCAGGAUCACCUAAGUGGGUCAGAGCAUCCUGAGCACUAGGUCUUGGUGGAGAUGCCAAAAUGAGAAGUUGCAAGCAUCCUGGCCCCCACCAAACAGCCUCCCAGGUGACCAGUGCUGGGCCUGGGACAAGGACCACUGUCCCUCUGGCAGCCUCCUGUCCUGCCACCCUCACCACGUUCAACCCACAGAGGCCCCCAGCUGAUGUUCCUGUGACCUUUGAGGAUGUUGCUGUGCACUUCUCUAAGGAGGAAUGGUGCCUCCUUGAUGAGGCUCAGAGACACCUGUUCCUCGAAGUGAUGCUGGAGAACUUUGAACUCAUAUCCUCUCUAGGUUGCUGCUGUGGAGCAGAGGAUGUGGAGGCACCUACUGAGCAGCAUGUUUCUGGGACAGUGUCACAGGCAAAGAACCCCAAUGGAGCUGUGUCCUCCCAGAAGAGCCACCCCUGUGAGUGUUGUGGGCCAGUCCUGAGAGACAUUUUCCACUUGGUUGAGCAGCAGGGAACACAACACAGCCUGAAACUAUUGAGGUGUGGGGCAUGUGCAAAGCAGUUUCAUUUCAGCCAGAAAGCCAUUGGCUGCAACCAGACGCUUGCUCAGGACCAUGGUGUCUGUAAUGGACUACAGUGUUUUGUGUGCCGUGAAUGUGAAAAAUCUUUUACAAAAAUCUCUGAUCUCCAUUAUCAUCAGAAAUUGCACACAGGAGAAAGUCCAUACGAGUGCAGUGAAUGUGGGAAAUGCUAUAAAAAACAAUCCACCCUUAUUCUACACCACCGACUUCAUUUGAAAGAAAAGCUUCACAAGUGUGGCGAAUGUGGGAAAUUCUUUAUCCAAAGUUCAAGCCUCAUGCAACACCAGAGAGUUCACACUGGAGAAAAGCCAUAUGAAUGUGAUGAGUGUGGGAAAUCCUUUAGCCAAAGUUCAAGCCUCGUUCAACACAGGAGAGUUCACACUGGAGAAAAGCCAUAUGAGUGUGGUGAAUGUGGAAAAUAUUUUACCAGAAUCUCUGGUCUUUAUCGUCAUCAGAGACUUCACACUGGAGAAAGGCCUUAUAAGUGCAGUGAAUGUGGGAAAUCUUUUGUCAGGAAGUGUGAGUUGAGUUAUCAUCAUAAAUGUCACACUGGAGAAAGGUCUUAUGAGUGUAGUCAGUGUGGGAAAUCUUUAACCACUAGUGAUGGCCUCCGUUAUCAUCAGAAACUUCACACUGGAGAAAAGCCUUAUAAGUGCAAUGAAUGUGGGAAAUCUUUUGUCAGGAAUGUUCAGCUCAGUUAUCAUCAGAGAAAUCACACUGGAGAAAGGCCUUAUGAGUGCAGUCAGUGUGGGAAAUCUUUUACCACUAGUGAUGGCCUCCGUAAUCAUCAGAGACUUCACACUGGAGAAAGGCCUUAUGAGUGCAGUCAGUGUGCGAAAUCUUUUACCAGUAGGAGGAGCCACCGUCGUCAUCAGAGACUUCACACUGUAGAAAGGCCUUAUGAGUGCAGUCAGUGUGAGAAAUCUUUUACCACUAGUGAUGGCCUCCGUAAUCAUCAGAGACUUCACACUGGAGAAAGGCCUAAUGAGUGCAGUCAGUGUGGGAAAUCUUUUACCACUAGUGAUGGCCUCCGUCGUCAUCAGAGACUUCACACCGGAGAAAGGCCUUAUGAGUGCAGUCAGUGUGGGAAAUCUUUUACCAGUAGUGAUGGCCUCCGUUAUCAUCAGAGAAUGCACACCGGAGAAAGGCCUUAUGAGUGCAGUCAGUGUGGGAAAUCUUUUACCAGUAAGAGUAGCCUCCGUUAUCAUCAGAGAAUGCACACCGGAGAAAGGCCUUAUGAGUGCAGUCAGUGUGGGAAAUCUUUUACCAGUAAGAGUAGCCUCCAUUAUCAUGAGAGUCUUCACACCGGAGAAAGGCCUUAUGAGUGCACUGAAUGUGGGAAAUCAUUUGCCCUGAACAUUCAGUUGCAUCUUCAUCAGAGAGUUCACAGGAGAAAGGGCUCAGGAUUGCAGUGAAUGUGGGAAAUAUUUUGCCAUAAACAGUUACUUUCGUUGUCAUCAGAGACUUUACAGGUGUGCCUAUACUUUUGAAAGGAAUUACUUUCAAAGAUCUUGCAAAGGGCCAUGUGUCCUAAUGUCUGCAUUUCCAUGGGUGAUGGUCACUUG